Messenger RNA from Rhododendron vialii, 1128 nucleotides. RefSeq lists its product as uncharacterized. The transcript is spliced from 5 exons. The record is from RefSeq and is a predicted model, not a curated record. Bases 112 to 1038 code for a protein of 308 amino acids. NCBI's taxonomy places the organism in Eukaryota, Viridiplantae, Streptophyta, Magnoliopsida, Ericales, Ericaceae.
CUCUCCCUCUUUCUCUAUUAUAUAUAUGCAGACUUUGCCCCAAUUUGGGUGGACGAUGCUGAUGUUUGGGACUCAUCCCUCCCCUGGUGAUGGUGGCUGUUUACUUGCCUCAUGGAAAGUUUGAACUUCAGAACUUCCCUAAACAUGAGUAAACAGACACUACUCCAUCAAAUAGGUACCCUUGGAAAUGCUUCCCUAUCCUAUGCCAAAUCCCAUGUUAUAGGAUCAGAAGCCACACCAAUGGUUAUGGAGGGAAAGAGUCUCCAUCAGCGUUGUUCUUCCGAAAGCUUUCUCUUAGAGCAACCAUCUUGGCUCGACGAUCUCCUUAAUGAGCCGGAGACACUAGUGCACAGAGGUCACCGACGUUCAUCAAGUGACUCUUCUACAUACUUAGGCCCAGUAGCCAAGUUAUUUGAUUCUGUUAGUGGACCUUGUUGGGGGUUUCAGAUUUCGGUUAAUGACAAGAAUCCAUGGUACAAAAUGCCAACUUCAUCUCAUAAACUACAUAAUAACGUAAGUGAGUCAUCCUUUAAUUCUGGGAUAUGCACAACUGGCCUUUCAUCUGCUCCAAAGGAAUCAGAAUGGUUGUCAACUGGUGCCUUCAAAGAUUCUGGUUAUGAAAGCCUUGGAGGCUCCAGUGAAAGCACUAGUGGUCAUCAAAUUAAGAAUUCUGUGUCCAAGACAGAGGCAAAACGCACCAAACAGCCGUCAACUCACCGGUCACGAAUCAGGAAACUUCAAUACAUAGCUGAUCUAGAAAGGAAUAUGCAAGCUUUACAGGCUGAUGUAUUUGAAUUCUCAACAGCACUUGAAUUUCUUGACCAGCACAAUACUAUAAUGAGAAUGGAGAAUCGAGUACUAAAGCAGCGUUUGGACAAAUUAGCUCAGGAACACGUGAGAAAAACAGUGGAGAUGGAGAUGCUACAGAGAGAAAUUGCGAGGUUUCAAAUGGUGUACCAGCUUCAGCAGCAACAACAAAGCCAAAACAACAGUAGGGAACUUGAUGGCCAAUUUGCAAGCCUCCCUCUUACAAACUAGGCAGCCGGUGUCGACUGUGGUUCAAUUUUUUUGUAGAUCUUAUCUAAAUCUCUGUGUAUCACUGUUAUUCAUUUUUUGUGUUUCAUUAUC